CUCUCGUCGGGGAAUGUGAAUGCGGAGCGAAAUGGUAGCGGCGAAUGAUCGCUGGCUAGUCAGCUGCUUGAAUGCGAUGCUGGAUCCCAAUCUGGGAGCGAGGCGCUCUUACGGAGGCAUCAAGAAAGACAGGAUAUGGCAUUGCUCUCGCCAGAAUCACACUGAACAACGAUUUCUCGCUGGGAGUGCGUCAGCUAACGUGAAGAAGCAUUACUUCACCGUCUUUCCUCAAGACAAGGAUUCUGUUUUUUCUAUUAUUGUGUCUACAGGCUACAAGACAAGGUCGAAAUCCAAAUUGCAACCAGACCAGUUUACGAGAGUUUCCGCACUUCAAAAGAUUUUCUCCCUCCUGGCUCGUGGUCUAGUCGAAGGACAAGAGGCAGCCAGUGGAUGAGGGUGGUGACGAACCAAGCGCUGAAGUCGAUCCAAUCAAUUAGGUCAAUCUGGUGGACUUCUUGAAGAGAUUCUCAGAAGAAGCUCCGCUUGCGUUCUUCAAGGUGGGACAUGUGUAAAUCAACGUGUUGUUACCAAUCUGCUCUUCUCCACAGGAGCUGUCUGAUCGGGAAAUCUGUGCAGUGUAAUAAGAAGUUGCCGAUAAAUUUUGUAGGAAAGAGACUAUGUGGAACGUGGAACAUUUAAUUUCAAAUCACCCUUACAAUAAAUAUACUCAAGUCGGA
Molecule: messenger RNA, 677 nt
Organism: Selaginella moellendorffii
Lineage: Eukaryota; Viridiplantae; Streptophyta; Lycopodiopsida; Selaginellales; Selaginellaceae
Exons: 7
Coding region: 20-394 (124 amino acids)
Source: RefSeq, a predicted model, not a curated record